Molecule: messenger RNA, 345 nt
Organism: Acanthoscelides obtectus
Lineage: Eukaryota; Metazoa; Arthropoda; Insecta; Coleoptera; Chrysomelidae
Source: the annotation of a GenBank genome assembly
AUGCCAGUACCCUCCGCGCCAAUGAACAUUCCAGCUUUCGAUCCCUCAAAAAGCGAUGCGGGAGCAAUGGGUUGGUGUGAUGAUAUGGAUACCUUGGCAGCCUUAUUCAAGUGGACUGAUUUUGAACAGCUUUGCAGAGUCGAGGGUGCCAGGAAGGUGACGCAAAGGAUUGGUAUGACAACUGGCAUCCAUCAAAUAAAGUUUGGGCUAGUUUCCGGGCCGAGCUUUGUCAGCUUUAUCCUGCGAAGAGGAAUCUUAGUGAGCGGUUACGUAAAGCUAGUAUGUACAGAAGUGACCAAGCCACGGAAUAUUGUGAGUACGCAAGCAGAAAAAUAUCUUUGUUAA